Messenger RNA from Nerophis lumbriciformis (worm pipefish), 2160 nucleotides. RefSeq lists its product as uncharacterized. Gene Ontology annotation, biological process: negative regulation of transcription by RNA polymerase II. The record is from RefSeq and is a predicted model, not a curated record. Gene Ontology annotation, cellular component: PRC1 complex. NCBI's taxonomy places the organism in Eukaryota, Metazoa, Chordata, Actinopteri, Syngnathiformes, Syngnathidae.
UGCAAAGCAGUAAUCAGUAAUGGUAGCUGUUUUGAAGAAAUUAGAAUAUAAAACAUGUUCACCUUUUUGUGUUAGGUACACAACUCCAGAGGUGGCGACUGGUCCAGGGUGUACCCUGCCUUCCGCCCGAAUGCAGCUGAGAUAGGCUCCAGCAACCCCCCGCGACCCCGAACGGGACAAACGGUAGAAAAUGGAUGGAUGGAUGGAUACACAACUCCACAUGUGUUCAUUCAUAGUUUUGAUGCCUUCAGUGACAAUCUACAAUGUAAAUAGUCACGAACAUAAAGAAUGAGGAGAAGGUCAGAGGUCACAGAUCCCCGUUCAUCCCUUGAGCUGCUUAACAACCCUUCCUGCUGUCUCAUCACCAUCCUCAUCAUCAUCAUCCAGCUUUUCAGUCGUUGCUGUAGAAACAGUUGCCGUGGCGACGGGUGCCCCCGCUCAUUGAACACAGCCGGGUUGUUUGGCGCGGGCAUGGAGCUGUCAUCCAUCGGGGACCAAGUGUUCGCAGUGGAGUCCAUCACCAAGAAGAGAGUCCGAAAGGGAAACGUGGAGUACCUUCUGAAGUGGCAGGGAUGGCCGUCCAAGUACAGCACUUGGGAGCCCGAAGAAAAUAUAUUAGACCCUUGUUUGGUCCAUAUCUACGAGGAGAAUCAGGAGAAGAUCCGGGCUCUGGCCUAUCGCAAGAAAGGUCUCCGACCAAGAAGUCUUGUCUUGCGGAACCUCUUCGCCAUGGACCUACGCAGUGCCCACAAGGCUCCGGACAAACCUCCGCCUCGGCUGCGCCUCUCCCUCACCCGCGCCAUGAGCACGGACGUGGACAACGGCGAGCGUGGAAGCCAGUACUGUCGCUCGGCGAGGAGGAGGAGGAGCAAGCAUCGGGUGUCCAAGCGGAUGUCCGUGGCAAAGAAGGCGGCGGACUGGGAAGACAUGAGCGAAGAAGAGAAGCAUGAGUCGGUGGGACGUGAAGACAGCUUGUAUGGUCAGUCCGAGUGCAGCUCGCUGCCCGCUUUGGAGCGACAGGAUUUGGAGAUUGAGGCGAUGGAGGAGAGCGCCGACAUGUGCGACCAAUCAAACGACGAGGUCUCAAGGCUGGAGGAAGGAGCAGGAGACACGGUUGUGCCAGGCAGGGACACGGGUGUGGAGGGGGCGGAGUCACGGCCGGAGAGUCCGGGCUCGGCGAUGGCAAGCGGCGAGACGGCGGGUGAUAAUCAUUGUGUUACCAUGACGACGGAAGGUGACCAGACUCCUCCGGGCCCAGUAGAGCAUCUUAGGAAGGUGAUCGAGACAAAAGUGACCAUCAAGUCGCUGACGGUGACGUUCAAGGAGGCCGACGAGGCCGAGGGCUUCUUUAAAGGCGGUUAGGAAGAAGACACAGCUGGUCGGUAACAAUAAUCAGACUUGCCACUCAUUUUGUAACACGUGUAAAAAGUCAUGUUUAUGAUGAUACUCUUUUCCUGCUGAGAAGACAUUAUUGCCUUUGACUCCAAAAAAGGUCAUUUUUAUUAUUUAUGAGGCAACUGGAGGGCGAAGGAAAAUGUGUAAAAAGUUAAGUUUGUGAGGCAGCAAUCAAACACACUACUUCUUCCAUGCAGCUACUUUUUACUCACUCGUCCUCAGUGCUUUCCAGCAAGUCACCAUCACUCCGAUACUGUUAUCUUCUCGCCGGCCUCUUUCCAGCGGCCCGCUUUUUCCUACAAAUACCUUUUUUGUGAAGACAAGUUUAUUUCUGUCUCACCAGAAAUAAAACAAAGAAGUAAUGACUGCUGCUGCUCAGAUGACGUUCUUGCAUUUAAAGGAAGGAGGAUGCGCACAAAAAAGGAGCAAUGUUGUGUUUGCUGUCUGUUUUAAGUACUAUAAAUGCUACUUGGUUCUAUUUUUGUACUACCAGUUGAUAGUCCACUCUUUACACUGCUAAAAAGAGGAGAUCUCAUUUUGCACUGCUGCUGUUUAUGCUUUGUAGAUUAAUGUACACCAAGCCAGAGUACAUUAGAUCAGACAUAGUGAGCCUUUAUUUAUUGCAUGUUAAAUGUAUAAGCUGAAAUAACUUGUGUCUGAAUCAUGUCUUCUCUUGGAAAUGAACCUUUAUUUCGACAGCAUUUCCAAUAAAUAUGUACUCAAGUAACUUUGUUUAAUAAAAGUUGUUUUAUGUACAACCUUUAA